Molecule: messenger RNA, 2277 nt
Organism: Misgurnus anguillicaudatus (oriental weatherfish)
Lineage: Eukaryota; Metazoa; Chordata; Actinopteri; Cypriniformes; Cobitidae
Gene: riok3
Product: RIO kinase 3 (yeast)
Biological process (GO): protein phosphorylation
Molecular function (GO): ATP binding; protein serine/threonine kinase activity
Source: RefSeq, a predicted model, not a curated record
GGCUGUCUUCUGACCAUUGUAUCUUGCGAGUCGCUUGAUCUAUUUUUGUCUGUCAUUAACGAUUGAACUAGUCGUUUUAAUCCGUUCAAAGCCAUCAUCGUCAACGAUAGCGAUACGUAGAAGUACCUUUAAAAGUCGAUUCAAGUCGAUAUCAACGAAUUUCAGUAAAUCUACUCGCAAAAGUCGAUCAGCUGUGUUAUUCCUAGUCUGUUUUAAACUAAAAUCUUCUGACAGUCAAGAUGGAUCAAGUUGGAGUGUCUACAACAGAAAUAAAGAACCCUUGGGGUUCCCCGGCCCUGGCGCCUUCACCCUGUUCUCUCGCUGAUGUCAUGAGCGAACAGUUGGCUAAACAACUGCAUGAGGAGGGAAACUCAUUCACCGAAUGUCCAGAUACGGAUCUGGAGCUGACCUGCACUCCAGAAACAGAAACAUCCAGUGACCUGAUAUUGGCCCAGAUGCUUCAGAUGCAGUUUGAUCGGGAGUUUGAUACGCAGCUGCGGAUAGAAGAGAAAAAGUUUAAUGGAGACAGCAAAGUCUCAAUAUCUUUUGAAAACUACCGUAUGGUCCAUCCAUACGAGGACAGUGACAGCUCUGAAGAUGAGGUGGACUGGCAGGACACACGUCACGACCCUUACAGAGCUGAUAAGCCAACAACUACCCCCAAAAAAGGUUUCACCGGUAAAGGCAAGAACAUCACCACCAAACACGACGAGGAGGUUUGUGGACGGAAGAACACGGCACGCAUGGACAACUUUGCCCCUGAGGUACAGGUGGGAGAUGGGAUCGGCAUGGACCUGAAGCUCUCCAACCAGGUGUACAACGCCCUUAAACGUCACUGUCACACAGAACAGCGUCGCAGUGCUCGACUGCAUGAGAAGAAGGAACACUCCACUGCUGAACAAGCUGUGGACCCCAAAACCAGACUGCUUAUGUAUAAAAUGGUGAAUGCUAGGAUACUGGAGAACAUUAAUGGCUGUAUUAGCACAGGGAAGGAGUCCGUGGUGUUUCACGCUAAUGGAGGGAGCUUUGAGGAAAAGAUCGUUCCAGACGAGUGCGUCCUCAAGGUUUUCAAGACCACCCUGAACGAAUUUAAGAACAGGGAUAAAUAUAUCAAGGAUGACUAUCGCUUCAAAGAUCGAUUCAGCAAGCUGAACCCCCGCAAGAUUAUCCGUCUGUGGGCAGAGAAGGAGAUGCACAACCUCACCAGGAUCAAGAAAGCAGGGAUCCCGUGUCCAGAGGUGGUGAUUCUGAAAAAGCACAUCCUCGUGAUGUCAUUCAUCGGAAAGGACCACGUGCCAGCACCUAAAUUGAAGGAUGCCACCCUGAACUCUGAGGACAUGAAGAAAGCUUACUACCAAGUUUUGAAUAUGAUGCAACGGCUGUAUCAAGAUUGUAAUCUGGUUCACGCUGACCUGAGUGAAUACAACAUGCUUUGGCAUGAUGGACAGGUCUGGUUUAUUGAUGUAAGUCAAUCCAUCGAGCCCACUCACCCUCACGGUCUGGAGUUCCUCUUCCGGGAUUGCAGGAAUGUGGCCACAUUCUUUCAGAAAGCCGGUGUGAUGGAGGCUAUGGAUGUGUUUGAGCUGUUUAACACCGUGUCUGGACUGCAGAUAAACAGCGAUAAUGAGGCUGACUUCUUAGCCCAGAUUGAAGCCCUGGAGAAAAGAAAUGAAGAUCACGUGCAAAAACCCAGCAAGAAAAGCUUCAUAGACCCCAGCGACGGCAGUCCACCCCAUUUAAACACCGGUGAUGAUUAACACCAGCAAAAUAUUCAUACAAAAAAUACAAGGGGUAGGAAUCCCCUCUGACCUCCAGUCACAAACAGGUGUGGAAUGAGAAGUGCUUCCACGCCCGUGUCAAAUACAUCAUCAUCAUCACUGCUGUUAACAUGUUUGCUUGGUGCUAAAGGUGACACGGAUCAGACGUCACUCGAGUCAUUCGAGCAAGCUGUCAUUUUAACAGACAGUUUUGAAAGAUGGAUUAAAACAAGAAAAACUAGUUAAAAAAAUAAUGAAAUUAGUAACUAUGGAGACACAAGACGUAAUCUUGUGUAAUUGUGUGUUACCAAAACUGCGGCGAGCAGAGAAAGAUCAGUAAAAGGUCUCGCUGUUUGUGUGUGUUGAUUUGAGAUUUAGAAAUGAGCAGGACCGGGAACGGGUUCAUUCCCUUCCUUAGGGUUUAUUUUAUGUGUUAGAUAAUUAUUAUUUUAACUUUGUGGUGUCUUGAGUUUUUCUGUAGAAUCGGGUGAAGAUUAAAAUAAAGUCACAUGACAAUUGA